UUUCAAAAUAUUCCCGGGAGUUCAAACAUAAGGUUAUCGAACAGACUCUGCGACUGCGGAGGGUUUUGGAAGGGUUUAUCAUCUCUUCACAAAUGACUGCCUUGGCACUCGUACGUCGCAGGUUUAAACCCCCUCUACGCGUCUCCCUUCACGAAUAUCGACGCACAUUCUCCAGCUUAGGCGAAGCAGAAGAAGAAAAUUCUCCAAAGCAGAAGCUUCACAUUCCAUGCGAUUUCGAAGUGGACAUGUCACACCCAUCCUACAUCAUAUGGGGGUCAAACACAAGUGUGGGAAAAACUCUAGUUUCCACAGGCCUGGCCACCUCACUCCUCAACAGCUCACAGAACCUUGUAUACAUUAAGCCAGUACAGACAGGCUUUCCUCAAGAUUCCGACUCCAGAUACGUUUACCGCAAGGUCACGGAAAUUUUCAGGCAAAGAAAACCCUUGAACAAUAUUUAUGCUUCUUAUUAUGUAGACAAAACUUCUCCCCGGGCGUGGGAGCUCCUUCCGGGCUCCAAAGGGCGCAGCGCAGAGGCAUCAAGCUACCACGGGCUUCAGGGCAUGAAGAAUGUGGGUGCUUACGAGGGCCAGGCAUUGGAGGGGUCGAAGAAGCGUUUGGAGGCUUUAAAUUUGGUCUGUAAAACGAUUUAUGGCUGGCACGAGGCUGUUUCUCCACAUUUAGCUGCCUCUGGGGAACGAUGCGUGGUGGAGGAUUGCGAGAUCUUGGAGAAUUUGCAGAAUUGUCUGAGGCAAUUUAGCUUUGAUGAGAAUAAUGAAAAUAGAUGGAGUAUUAUUGAGACUGCAGGGGGCGUGGCCAGCCCCGGACCAUCUGGAACUCUUCAGUGUGAUCUUUACAGGCCUUUUAGGUUACCGUCCAUUCUUGUAGGGGAUGGUAGACUUGGUGGUAUUUCUGGAACUAUUUCAGCAUAUGAGACCUUAUGCAUUCGAGGCUAUGACAUAGAUGCAGUUAUAUUGGCAGACGCUGGUCUUUCAAAUGAGAUGUAUUUAUCAACAUAUUUACAUCACAGGGUACCUGUGUUUUUGCUUCCCAAAAUUCCAGAAGAUCCAAACAAUACACUUCUUGAGUGGUUUAGUGAAUCCCACAAAAUAUUUUCUGAAGUUAAGGACACCUUGGAAACAUCAUAUGUGAAAAGAAUGAAUCGGUUACAUGAGAUGCCAACAAAGGCAAAGCAGCUGCUUUGGUGGCCUUUUACACAACACUCUCUUGUUCGUGAACAGUACAUUAAUCUGAUUGAUUCUCGUUUUGGAGAAAAUUUUGGUGUUUACAAGGGCAAGAGUCACAAAGAUGUGAAUAGGGAGUCUAUUGUUCAACAGUUUGAUGCCUGUGCAAGCUGGUGGACUCAAGGACCAAAUGCCAUCUUGCAGUCAGAGCUAGCAAAGGAGGUUGGAUACACUAUCGGAAGAUUUGGACAUGUAAUGUACCCUGAAAAUGUUUAUGAGCCUGCUUUGCGUUGUGCCGAGUUACUGCUUGAAGGUGUGGGCAAAGGCUGGGCUUCUCGUGUAUACUUUUCUGACAAUGGGUCUACAGCCAUAGAAAUUGCUCUUAAGAUGGCAUUUCGAAAGUUUGCUUUUGACCAUGGAUUUAUUUCCGAACUCUAUAAUGGGGACUUGGGAAAGAUUUGCCCUGAAUUCAAGGUUCUUGCUCUUAGGGGAUCAUAUCAUGGCGACACUUUGGGUGCCAUGGAAGCACAAGCGCCAUCAGCCUAUACUGGAUUUUUCCAGCAGCCAUGGUAUUCAGGGAGAGGUCUCUUUUUAGAUCCUCCUAGUGUGUUCUUGCACAACAAGGAAUGGCAGCUUCAGGUACCAGAUGCUCUGAUGUUUUUGGAACUCAAAUGUCCUGGUUUAGCAGGGACAACUUGUGAAGCUUUAUUCUCAACAAAGAGGGAUGAAUCGACUCUUGCCAUGUUGUAUUGUGAUUAUAUAUCACAACAUUUGUCACGAUUUUCAACAUUGUCUCCAUCUAAGCAUGUCGCAGCCCUAAUUAUAGAACCAGUUAUACAUGCUGCUGGUGGAAUGCAUAUGAUAGAUCCACUUUUCCAGCGGGUUCUUGUCAAAGAAUGCCGAAAACAUAGAAUACCUGUAAUAUUUGAUGAAGUGUUUACUGGUUUCUGGCGCCUUGGAGCUCAGUCUGCUGCAGAGCUCCUAGGUUGUGUACCAGAUAUUGCAUGCUUUGCAAAGCUGAUGACUGGUGGAAUUGUUCCCUUAGCUGCUACAUUGGCAACGGAAUCCAUUUUUGGGGCAUUUGAAGGAAAGUCCAAGCUUUUUGCUCUUCUACAUGGGCAUUCCUAUUCUGGACAUGCUGUUGGAUGUGCAGCAGCUGUUAAAGCAAUACAUUGGUUCAGAGAUGCAGAGAUGAAUCAGAACAUUUGUUCAAAUGGAAGCCGAUUAGUAGAGUUGUGGGAUAGCAAACUUGUGGCAGAAUUAUCAGCACAUUCAUCUGUCAAAAGAGUUAUUGCAUUAGGAACACUGUGUGCACUUGAGCUCCAGGCUGAUGAAUCUAAUACUGGGUAUGGGUCGUUGUCAGCAACUUCACUGGUUCAAAAGCUUCGUGAUGAUGGAGUUUAUCUGCGACCUCUUGGGAAUGUUAUUUAUCUCAUGUGUGGGCCAGCUACACCUCCUACUGUGUGUUCUAGACUGCUGCAAAAAUUGCAUAAGAGGCUUGAUGAAUACUGACUUCUGAACAGUAGCAUCUGGAUGUACACCAAGUGGUAGAGAUGGAGUAUCGCCACAAUACAGAUAUGAGUUGGGUUCAAUCCCCCUUGGAAGUUCCUGGGCUUGCUUCUAUGGUGUUGUUAAUGCCUUGAAUUGUGUGUUUGUGAAAAAAGUGCAUGUGAUACAUGCCUAGAGACCGGACCACAAUUUGUGUCCUGGAGGCCAUAGGGCUGUUAGGCCUUCAAUUUUUCAUGUAAAAAUUAAAACUUAUUUAUUGAUUUUAUGAAGGCCUACCGUGCCUUCCAUUUUUUCCAAGAUUGUUGAUAUUCCAAGAGAAUCUUACACGCUCAUCAUCUACCAAGUUUAUUCUACUUGUAAUUUUUACUUCACUACAAGCAACACACAUUCUAGA
Cryptomeria japonica (Japanese cedar) is the source of this 3087-nucleotide messenger RNA. Its product is annotated as bifunctional dethiobiotin synthetase/7,8-diamino-pelargonic acid aminotransferase, mitochondrial. Gene Ontology annotation, molecular function: dethiobiotin synthase activity; pyridoxal phosphate binding; S-adenosyl-L-methionine:8-amino-7-oxononanoate transaminase activity. Gene Ontology annotation, biological process: biotin biosynthetic process. Gene Ontology annotation, cellular component: mitochondrion. The record is from RefSeq and is a predicted model, not a curated record. The transcript has 14 exons. The coding region runs from base 93 to 2696 and encodes 867 amino acids. Lineage: Eukaryota; Viridiplantae; Streptophyta; Pinopsida; Cupressales; Cupressaceae.